Molecule: messenger RNA, 7737 nt
Organism: Oikopleura dioica
Lineage: Eukaryota; Metazoa; Chordata; Appendicularia; Copelata; Oikopleuridae
Source: the annotation of a GenBank genome assembly
AUGCUUCUUCUUAUUUUUAACCCGUUGAAGGUAUCCGAGUACACAUUGCCACAAAACGACAGUCGCGCAAAAAGAGGCUUUUGCUUCGACACUAGAACUCAAGAAUAUGUCGCGCCUGGAAACACCUUUGAUCGAAGAUCCCCAAGUGGCCAAAUCGAGAUGUGCCGAUGUCUAGGUCAAGGAAGAGGGAGCAUACAGUGCGUUUUGCGGGACGAAACUUGCAUCGAAAAAGACUCAGCUUUGGGAACGUGGCGAAAGGUCGGUGAAGAGUGGUUGCUGACCAAGCCAAACGGGCAAGAAUUCGACUGUAUCUGCGUCGCCAAUGGAAAUGGACACUACGAAUGCUCCGAUGACAAUUCCCCCGAUGUUCCUCAGUAUCGCAAUCGCCAAAUAGGAUGCCAAGAUUUAGACGGAGUAAAGUAUUCGAAUGAACAGUCCUGGUUACAGUACAAUCCGGAUUUCGGAGGAAUGCAGUUGUGCAAAUGCAACGGAAAACAAGCGGACUGCAAGUUUCACGCACUCAACGAAGACAACGAAAUCAAAGAGUGUCGCAUUCCGUUCUUUUACAAUGGAAAAGCUUGGUUCAAUUGCGCGCCUAGAGGAGGCAAGCAGUUUUGUCAGAUUGGAAGGUCUCAGAACGACUGGGGCUACUGUAUUCAGACGAAGGAAGAAUACACUGAGAAUGACCCGGCUACGAUUGUUACUGUUCAUGGCAACUCAGAAUCCGCUCUCUGCCACUUUCCCUUUUUCUACAAUGGAAAAGUGUUCAACGAAUGCACAGAAGAAGGCAUAACCGAGAGCAGCCAUCAAAAAUGGUGCGCCACCACUUCCAAUUACGAUAAGGACAAAUCAUACGGUUUCUGCGAGCAAGUCUGCGUCCACAACAAGCACAGCUACAAAGUGGGAGAAAAAUGGAAGGCGAUGCAAGAAUCGACAAAUAAAGAAAUGAUUUGCACUUGCUUCCCGGAUACUCAGUGGAAGUGCGUGUAUCCAGACAUUUGCGAAUACCAAUUUGGCAACGAAAUCAGAAAAUACGAGCCUGGAUCAACUUGGAUCGACAACAGAGAUUCUCGGCCAAAAUAUUGUGAAUGCACCGGCGGAGGAAAUGGAAAAUGGCAUUGCACAGACAACAAUUAUUGCAAGACGAAUACAGGCAGCUACAAGCCUAUCGGUGAAACUUGGGAUGAAAUUCAUAACGGCCAAGUUCAUUACUGUAAAUGUCUCUCUUUUCAUGACAGAGAGCCAAAUUGCGUGAAUAAACGAAAUAUUCGCUCUUUGGAUGUCCGUUCGUCGAAUGUCGAUACUUUAGGCGACACGAUCAAGCUUCACUGCGAUUACGACAGGACCGUCUCUUCGCGAGGGGAUCCAUUGAUAACCUGGUUCAUCAAAAACAAAAACCAAAGAAGAAAGCUCUACGAAGCGACGAGUCAAUACUCAUACGCCUUCGACAACGACUUCGAAAAAUACUCCCCAAAAUGGAACAAGAACAAGCAAUAUCUUGAACUCACGAGACCAGACAAAGACUUAGAAGGCGAAUACAUCUGUUCUGUUGAAAUUUGGGGAGCAAAUCGACUUGACGCUGGCGAAGUCGUGAGCCGAGUUAACAUUCCGAAUCCUUUGAUGUUCACUUCACGAAGUAAAAGCCCGGCAAACAGUCAAUACAAUUUGACUUGGAAGUUCAAGGAAAAUUUUCAAUCCGAUCAAAAUGUCGCUUAUCGUCUUCGAUGGCGCGAAGUUGGCCGCUCUUGGCCAGAUUGGGUAACGCGAAACACUCAGUUUUACGCGAUUCGUGCCAAUGAACUCAAUCCAGGUCAUGAUUAUGAAGCUCAGGUGAUGGUCCUCGGCAGCGCAGAAGAACCAGCUUCUUUCCGAUUCAGCAUUCAAAAUGAAAACUCAGUCGUUCCUGUUUCUACCGCUUCGACAAAAAUCGACCCUCCCCCACGAGUUGGAAAUAUUCGAGCUUCAAAGAUUUACGCCAUGGCAGCUGAGAUCUCCUGGGAGCCAGUAAAAAACGCUGAGGGCUACAUUCUUCAAAAGAAGCCAUACAGAACAUCUGAGGAAAUCCCACUUUAUCCGAGUUCAACUAGUUUUCAGUGGAAAGAUCUUUCUCCAUCUACGCAAUAUACACUGAGAAUUUUUGUCGAAAAAAAUGGAAUGCGCUCUGCCCCAAGAGAACUCACUUUCCACACCAAGCCCUUGUCAAUCGCAGAUGUGAACUACCGGGUCUUUGCCGAUAAAAACGACGACCCAAUGGUUCAAGUAAGCUGGACCGGGUCGACAAGUGAUUAUGUAGUUGAAUACAACGAAAGAUCGCACAAUAUUCGAAGCAAAACGUUCACAAUGCCUGUCCGAAAAUCAGGACCGAAUGUAAUCUCCGUUUUCGCCAAGGAUCAAAAUGGCUCAAAAUCAAACCAACCGAGUGAACCAAUCAAUCUCGAAAAGGCAAUGAAAAUCUUCGAAACCCUGAAAAGGCGCCUCUCAACAAACCGGGAAGAAAAUAAAUUGAUUGUGAAUUGGUUACGAAUGCCCUCCAUUGAAAAAUGGGUCGCCAAGUUGAGUUGGAACAAUAAUGAGCCGCUAGAAGAAACUGCUCCCAAAUUUGCAACUCAAGUGGUUUUUAGCGGCGUGAAUUCUUACUCUGAGUCCAUAUUGACUCUUACUGGAUUGAUUGGAGAAAAUGGGGAAGUUUCGAUUGAGAAGACAAUUCCGCCCAUUCUCCGAGUUGAUGGAUUCGAAGAAGUUGUCGAAAAAAGGUCCACAGACACGAUUGUUGUGACUUGGCUGCCACCUCUGGCAGGGAAUGUGAUUGUUUACCUCGAAACUGACAGAGGAACCGAGCUUCCUACAAAUCAUUGGAUGCAGGGAAGAAAUUCUUAUGUUCAAUUCACGAGCCUCACUCCUGGUAAACGCUACCGCAUUCGCGCAGAUUACACCCUCAACGGUCGAACCAACCAGCAACCAAUUUUCGCGUACACAAAACCCGAAGCACCGCAAGUUCUUUCCGUCGAAAGCGAUUUCCCGAGAGCAACAAUCAAAUGGAGAACCUCGCUCAACAACGCCCAAAACGUCCAAGUGAAGAUUUCACUCAACAAUGUCGAUGUUUUCAAGAAUCAAAAUCUACAACCUGGUGUUGAACAAACUCUGACGAUUCCCAACAUUCCAUCGGGCGUCUCAAAACUGACAGCAGUAGCGAUAGUUCGAUUCGGCGACGAGCAGAUAGAAUCUGACGUAUUUGUCCGUGAAAUCGAAAUGCAACCUGCAAAUGUGGCUGGAGCAACUGGCCUGGAAGUUCUAGAGGUAACCUCCACCACAGCAACCAUUAGAUGGUCACCGAGAGAUGGCUUUCCUCAGAAAUGGAGGGUCUCGGAUCAAGACGGCAACUCACAAGAAAUUCCAGGGGGAGAUACUUAUAGAAAACUAACGAAUCUUCGACCCUUCAAAAAUUAUGUGAUCGACGUUGUGGCAAUCGUAAAUAGUGGGGAGUCACCGAAAGAGUCUGUUGCUUUCAAAACGCUAGAAAUCGCGCCACAAAAUUUCAAACAUUCUCGAGUUAUCACAUCAACGUCAGCGGAAUUUAUUUGGGAUAAAUUUGAGAGAAGCGAUGUAAAUGAGUUUCGAAUGUUCGUCGGUAGUUCGGAGCCUUCUCACUUCAUUCCAGAGUUUGUUGUGAAUCAAAGAAACGGUCUCAAUCAGAAGAUGAUUAAUGGCCAAAGAGUUUGGUCCUUUGUAUUUAACAAACUGUAUCCACUGGACAUGUACAGUGUCAAGCUCACAGGCGUGUCUGACAAGGGCGGGAUGUCUGAACAAGCCGUUUACAAUUUCCAAAUGCCUCCUGAAGCUAUUUCUGGUCUUCAAGUGGUCGACUCGGGCUCCGACUAUCUCCACAUCAUCUGGAAAGACAACAGUCAAACUAAAAAUCCGUCGUACCGAGUCAUUUACAAAAGCAAGCAGGGAGGCGCGCCGGAAGCAGAAAAUACAAGCGAGAAAAAUCUGGUGAUAAAAGGGCUCGUAGCUGGACGAGACUAUGAUAUUUCUGUCGCUGCUAUAAUUCCGCGCAACAAUCAACCGCCGCUGAAAUCGCUGGCGACUUCGAUCACUGCGGCGACUGCGAUUCCAAAACCGUCUAAAAUUGACUUUGUCGAGAGAGGACAAAAUGAACUUGAAGUCACGUGGCAUCCAAGCGCGAUUUAUGUUGAAGAGUAUCUCGUUGAAUGUCUUGAGGUAGAGACUGGAAAAGUCAUCAAGCACGAGAGGGUUGACAAGGGACGCACAUCAGUUACUUUCUCUGAUUUAUCAGAAGCAACACUUUACAGAGUGAAUGUGAAAGCAAAACGAAAUGGAAAAUACUCCGAUGCCGCGUUCGGUGAGCAUUUGACAUCGAUUCCGCCGCCUCGAGCUCUUCAACUCGUUGAGACCAAUGAAGACGGCUUCGCUAUUUCUUGGAAAAAACCUGUUCUCGACAAAAAUGUGGAAAUCAGAAAAUACAAAAUCGACAUAAAUCAUGGCUUCCAAAUCAACAGAAUCAACCACGUUUCCAAUAAAAACGAGCAAACAUGGAGGACGAGCGGACUAGAGCCAGGAACUGAAUAUUCCGUUAAUAUUUCCGCGCUUGUGGAAGUUGAUGACAGUUUACAAGAAGGACGUUGUGAGCAAAUUUCGAUCUUUACGAAACUCGAUGCCCCGAUGGAAUUGAUUUUCAUCACGAGUACAAGCUCCGGAAGACUUGAUUUUCAAUGGCUAGAGCCAGACGGGCCAGUGACUCAUUUCAAGGUGCAAACAUGGAAGAAUAACAAGCUCAUCAACGAAGAAACGAGUAAAAUCGACCGACUGCAUCACGGGGCGACUCGUUAUUGCCCCCACCGCCACAAGAAUCCGUGUAAUAUUUAUCAGACAAGGAGCUUGGGACUGGAAGAAAAUCAAGAAUACACGAUCAAAGUUGCUUCAAUUUUUGAAGAGCGGGGUCAUCGACUUGUUUCCAACUUUGCCGAAAUAAAAGGAACAGUACUUUCACGAAAUCCAACUGAUUUGGUCGUCAAGCUCCAUGGAAACAACACUGCAAGUGUGACCUGGAAUCCACCAUCUGUUGCAGUCAUCCGAUACCUAGUUAAUGUUUCUGACUUGACUGAUGAUCACGUGAGAGAGUCCCAAACGUACCCAAUUCCAACAGGUCAAGAUUCCCGAUAUAUCCUCAUUCCGAUGAUUUUACCCGGCCGACAAUAUGAAAUCCAGCUCCGAGCCUUAGUCCUAGUCGAUAACAAACAAAUUCCAUCAGAAGCACUUUCAACAAUCGUCCAAACCGCACCCGAUCGUCCCAAAGCGCUGCGAGUUGAAAUGAACUAUCGAAAAGAAAAUACAAUCACGAUCAAAUGGGAGAAUCCAGAUGCGCCCGUUAGGGACUACCACAUUCGAGUUAUGUCUGAUCCGUAUGAUCCUCGCUCCUCACAAGUGAUUGAUCACUUCGACCCGAGAUAUACCUUGCCGAAAGAUCAGUACGGAUUAGAGACACGGAAACAAGUCCAGGUCUUGGACAUUGAGGGCCUUGAUCCAGGACAAAAAUACAACAUCGAGGUCUAUGGGGUCAUCCCUUUAGUCGAUGUGAACACUGGCGAAGAUAUAAAAACUCCUCCUGCGAUUUUCAACUUUUCAACUGAAAUCGAUCCAAUUGUUGAUCUCAGAGUGACUGAGUGCACGAGCGACGAGAUAACUCUUGAAUGGACUCCUCCAAAAGCAAGAAUCACGCGGUACAAACUUUCAUGGAGCAGCGACGUUUCACAGCCAACAAAGAUUUUCGCUUAUUUUGAUAAUAAGAACAACAUCAAAAAAUAUACCCUUGGCAAACUCGAUCCAUCGACUUCUUAUACCCUCUCUUUGGAGGCAUUCCAAGGAGAUUUGAGCCGACAAUCGGAUAUUGCUAGAACUCUUGGUGUAACAAAAGUGCCCGCUGUCAACGAAGAUAACAUAAUUCUCAGAUUUCUGUCGAGCAAUUUUAUUGUUUUCACGUGGGAAGGCAUCAAGGGAGCAAACGAGUACGAAGUCAUCAAGGAGCGCGGCUCGACACGAGUUUCCACAACUAUUCGACCCAAAGAAAUCACGCGCACAGCGCAGGUCAUGUGCUCUCAGUUCACGAAGCAGAGCAAUGUCCUUUGUUACGAAGAUACUGUCGAUUCGGGCACCCAAUACAGAUUUCUGGUGAGCGCUGUAAAGAAUGUAAAUUGCACGAGUUACAACAAAUUUCUCUUCGGCUCCAAUCUGCCCUACUCUUCUCCUUAUUCUUACAAUUACGGCAACUACGGCCCAUACCAAGCCUACGGCGACUAUGGCUAUGCUGACUACUCCGACGGAAAUGAAGACCUGUGCAACUGUAACCAAUGCAGCUGUUGCAACGAGAAGAGUAUUGAUACUUGCGAAGCUCUGCCUCAUGCUUCAAAAGAAACUCUUAUUGAACAGCGAAUUCCGAAAAUAAUUCCGAAACCGACGGUUGAUAUUGUUGCUGAUGAAGAAGCGGGAACUAUAACCGCUAUUCUGACCUCAAGACCCUUGAAAAACCGUGCUCAGUCAAUUCAGUCAUUUAAAGUCUCACUUGCAACAGUCGGCGGCGGAUCAGCAAAAACCAAAGUCGUCCCACUUGUCGGAAUCGAAACAAAAGUUGUCUUCCAAAAUAUCAUUCCAGGAAGAGACUACCGACUCAUCGUUUUUGGACUUUCUUGUCAAGACUCGGAAAAAUAUCAUUGUGACAGAUCGCGAAGAGUUACGAAGAGAUAUACUGUAAGAGAAGUACAGGUCAAGAGUUUUGGCGAAGAUUUCAUCGAGCUUGAAUUUGAAAAGGCAAACAGGCACUGCAGUGAUAUUAAAUUAACGUACAGUACAGCUGGAGCUGUUGCUGGAACGGUCGAAAAUGCAAACAGUCCUUACAAACUGUUGAAUCUGGAGCCAUUUUCGGAGUACGAGAUCGACAUGCAUUGCAGCUUCAAAACUGGCCCAAAACGACGAACAACCAUCACUCAACGAACAAGAGCAGCUCCUGCCAUUGAUACAGAGUUGCGGCAAGUUUUGAGCACAGAAAUUCUUUUCUUUUGGAAAUGGCCCUAUCCAAAAAGAGAUGAUAUAACUGAAAUUGCGUAUAUUUCUAUAGAAGAGGAAGAGUGCAGAGGUGAAUGCAAAAUGCCCCAAGUAGGCCACAAGCCGAUCGAAAGAAGAAAUUCGGAAAUGACUCAAGCUGCCAGAAUCAACAAUAUUAAACCUGGAACAAAAUAUAUGAUCACCAUCACUCUCGGAAUAAAAGCAACUGGUCGAUCGGGAAACAACCACGAGUUCGACUCUACCCCGACGACUAAAGAUUUCACCACCCGCGAUCAAAGCAACUUGGCAUGUUACGAAGACAACACAAGCGCUAUCGCGCAUCCCCUUCACGAGCCUUGGACGACUGCUCAAGGAGUCAAAUGCGUGUGCAAAGUGGAAGGAACCGCUCCGGAAUGCCGCUCGGAUGCAUCUUUUAGGCCUGCUUACAUGCCAGACUUGUCGAAAGAUCUCUUCUGGAACUCUGAAACUGGACUGAUUGACGAUGGCUCGUCUUAUGGCCCCCGAAUUGAAGAGUUUGAGCAUCCACAUCGGCAAGCAUACAAUCCUUACUCAAGAUAUCGAGAGCCAACUGAAGAGCAAGAAAGCGAACUGGUGCUGAAAAGGAGGCACGCUCAUCGCUCGCGUUCCCGGAGUUUAACAGAAUCGCCAACACCGUAA